This is a messenger RNA of Ilyonectria robusta, 1775 nucleotides long. RefSeq lists its product as uncharacterized. The record is from RefSeq and is a predicted model, not a curated record. Gene Ontology annotation, molecular function: acyltransferase activity, transferring groups other than amino-acyl groups. NCBI's taxonomy places the organism in Eukaryota, Fungi, Ascomycota, Sordariomycetes, Hypocreales, Nectriaceae. The transcript is spliced from 2 exons. The coding region runs from base 123 to 1604 and encodes 493 amino acids.
CCCGGCCCAAAUCUUAAAGGGCUUCCUGUUCUCUUCAUGUCUGUCUGAGUUGUUCACGUUUCUCGGUCAUUUUCACGUUUUAUUAAUCUAUCCCUGAUCUAGGCCCGUUGCCAAGCAGUGUCAUGUGGCCAUUCAGUCCAAUGAAGCCGACCCAGCCGGCGACCAUUCCAACAGACACAAUCAUUCCCCUACAUUUUCUUGAUGAUCAGCCCGUCCAUCGAUCGAUAGUUCUGGACUUGACGCUUCGGUUUGACGAUGCUCUGGACAGCGAAACGCUCCGUAUUGCCUUGGUGAGCCUGAUGGAACUGGGGGCUUGGAGGAAGCUCGGCGCAAGGCUGCGGAUGAAUGAGGCCGGUAGGCUGGAAUACCACAUCCCAACAAGUUUCGAUGAGACAAGACCAGGCUUCUCGUACACGAGAAUCAAACACGACAUAAACAUUAAGGAUCAUCCUCUCGCAUCUCGUUUGCCCAAAAUGAGCAGUCGUCCAUCGGUACAAGCCAACCCUGCAGACUUCAUCUCUCUUGUUCGCCGCCCGGAUGCUCCAAAGAAGCUUGAUGAUUAUCUCUUCGCAGAUGAACCUCAGCUAUGCCUCUACAUUGUCUCAUUCGAAGACGCGACGUUGGUAUCGUUGUCUUGGCCGCAUACAUUCCUCGAUGCAAUGGGGAUGGCGACGUUGUUGAAUGCGUGGAGCCUUGUACUUAGCGGUCAGGAAGACCGAGUGCCCCCCUUUCACGGCUUCAAUGCUGACCCAUUGGCCACUCUUGGCUCUACGCCAGUCGAGCAAUCUAUGCUUGCUAGCUACCAGGUAACCGGGCUUGGCAUGCUCGGUUUCGUUGCUCGCUACAUGUUUGAGCAGCUGUGGUGGCGUGAAGAGGAGACUCGCGUCGUGUGUUUGCCGCAUUCAUACCUGCAGGCCAUGAAGCAGACAGCUAUUCAGGAGCUCGCUGCUCAGGAUGCUAGCGGUAGCGAGCCAUUCCUCAGCGAUGGCGAUAUCAUUAGCGCCUGGUGGACUCGAUUGGCAAUUCAACAUCUGCCCCGAACAUCAACCAGAACCAUCCUCAUCUCGAACGGUUUCAGUCUACGAGGUGUGCUAGCCAACGACCUUCUGCCGUCCGGCACUGCCUAUAUGUCGAAUGCUGUGUAUGCGGUGUUUGCUUUCAUGUCGGCGUCAGAUGUCUUCAACAAGCCCCUCAGCUAUGUGGCAUCACAAGUGCGACAAUCAAUCCAGGAACAAGGGACACGGGAGCAAAUCGAAGCCUUCGCAGCACUCCUCAAGACGGCAACAGAGGCAACUGGACGGGCUCCCAUCUUCGGCGACUCGAGCACUCAAAUGCUAAACUUCAGCAAUUGGACCAAGGGUAGAUUGUUUGAUGUUGAUUUUUCUACCGCGAGUGCUAACCUUAAGCCGUAUCCCCAACUCAUGGAGCGGCCUAAUACGCUUGGGAGGCCGUCGUAUGUCCAGGUCAUAACACAUUUGAAUGGCUUCUCUGGCCGGUACUCGUUUCCUAUUUUCGGGAAGGAUACAGCUGGGAAUUACUGGUCGGCGGGUACUUUGCGCGCGUCUCAAUGGCUGGGGAUCGAGGAGGCUUUGAAGGGGAUGUGAUUGGUUGGAGAGGUGCUAUUUGGGUCCAUGAAUUCCACUAUUGAUUUAGGUGUUUUGUAGUGUCCGCGUGUACAGUUAUCAGUAACUUCUAAUCGUUAUUCAGCCCAUGGGAUGGCGUUGGGCCUCGAGAGAGAGUAUUUCAAGCCUUCCAUGCAGCUGCAAACUCGAAGA